Molecule: messenger RNA, 15361 nt
Organism: Lucilia cuprina (Australian sheep blowfly)
Lineage: Eukaryota; Metazoa; Arthropoda; Insecta; Diptera; Calliphoridae
Gene: Bruce
Product: baculoviral IAP repeat-containing protein 6
Exons: 39
Coding region: 175-15066 (4963 amino acids)
Biological process (GO): apoptotic process; regulation of cytokinesis; negative regulation of apoptotic process
Cellular component (GO): nucleus
Molecular function (GO): protein binding; cysteine-type endopeptidase inhibitor activity; ubiquitin conjugating enzyme activity
Source: RefSeq, a predicted model, not a curated record
UGGAAUUUUCAUACCAGAAAUCAGAAAAAAGUGAAGUAACAAAAGACGAAGAAAAAAUAAAUAAAUUUUUGUGUGAUAUUUUUUGCUAUAAGCAUUUAAUUAAUCAGACAUAAAAGACGGCUAGGAAAAUAUAAAACGUAUAAAACGUAAAAGAAUUCUUUCAUCAAUGACAUUAUGGCCGCGGAGCAGCGAAUUUUAAAACAAGAUGGUUACUUGGAUGUAGGCUCUAUGAGUAGAGGUGGUCUUGUAUCCAUGGAAAGCGGUACGGAUGUCAAAUCGCACGCAUCGAGCACAAGUUCCAUAAAUGAUGGGAGAGCAGUUCAGACAACCAGUAUAGUUUAUCAUCCCAAUCUAAAUGUUAUACUUGUGUUCGAUAGUAUCAAUCAAAUCAAAGUUCUCGAUGUGCACUCCGGUGUCAUAUUGCAGACUUAUCAUCUUGGAAAUGAUACAAACAAAAAAAUACAUGGUUAUUUUAUGCCAUUGCAAGAAAAGAUUAUCAUAACAGAUGGUCAUGUUAUCGGUUUUCGGGGAGACUACAAUGGAGUCUUACUAUUAGAUACAGUUUUACAAACACCAAUUCCACAUAAUGAUGACCCAAUACGAAUUGAAAUGCUACUGUCAGAAGCUGUAUUAUUUCAAACAUGUCUUAAAGAAUUAGAAGAAGACCUUGAGUGCCCUAACGAUUUGUUAAAUGAGCUAAUGGAAAAAAUUAAAAAUGCCCAAUCGAACUCGAAAAAGGGUAUCAAAGCUCAAAGGUGGAAUACAAUUUGUCUACAAGUUCCAUAUUCUAGCCUUAAAUUGGUGGCUAACAAUUUGGUUAUAAUGCUCAAACGUCUCGAAAGACAUGUACCGGCACUGGCCAUUGCAUCGGCAAUUAAUGAACGUUUGACGGAUUUGCUUGCUGGCGCACGUUUACGUGACAUCAAUUGGCAUUGUAAUAAUUUUCAGCGUGUUCUCAUGCACUCGGAGGCGGUGCGUAGGCAAACAUUUGAAAAAUGGCCCCAUAUGGACUACAAAUGGGCUCUGCCUGAUCAGAUGGCUCAAGCUGGUUUCUAUCAUCAGCCCUCGUCAUCAGGAGAGGACAGAGCUAUGUGUUUUACUUGUAAUGUGUGCCUGGUUUGCUGGGAAAAAACUGAUGAACCCUGGAGUGAACAUGAACGCCAUUCGCCAAUGUGUCCAUUUGUCAAAGGUGAAUACACCCAAAAUGUCCCUUUAGCUGUUACAUAUGCUACAAAUCCCGGAGUAUUGGUUCCUGGCACACAAGGAUUCGAUGUAAUUUCAAACAGUGACUACGCUAAUGUAUUGUGCACCAGUUGCACCCAAACUGGAGAUAUAACAAUUUGGAGCAUUGAACGGCACCUAAAGCAGUUGCACUCUUUUAAUAUCGCUUCUUUAAUGAAGGACAUUCUGUGCUGUAAUAACAACAGUAGUGACAGUACUUCAGAGUGUUCAGAAAGUUCAUAUGAAUGGGUUCGUGUUACAUCAAUUUGUGCCUUGCCAAAUGCCAGAGCACAAAGCAAAAUAUUCUCUAUGAAUUCCGCACAAGCAGGCUCUAGCAGUUUAGGCUCUGCAGCCACUACUGCGGGAACUUUACUUCCGCCAUCAAUAUCACCUUGUACAUCAACCUCAACUAUUCGUGCUGGGGUCGUAGGAUCUAAGAUCAUUUUGGGCCUAAGUACAAAAAAAACCACAGGCGAACACAUGUUGCUGAUGGUAAUUUUAAAAAUAGUUGAAAGUGAUCACCCAAAUGAAAAUUUAAAAAUUAAAAAUGAAAGUUCGAUUGAGAAUGCUACUGCAACAAUUUCUGGUGAUAAUAAUGAUACAGCAGCAUCUAAUAAUCUAAAAGGUGAAAGCGACACAUCGCAUGCCAAAGAAGUGUCAUUGAUGAAAACAUUUAAUAAACAUGGCGAGAAAUCACAUUCAUUAGUAUUUGAGAAAUAUGCCGAUGGUUUCGAUAGCAACGGUUUUGCAAAUGAUAUAAUGGCACCACCAAAACCAGAUGUUAAUGCAGUAAUGCCCGGUGGUAAAUCAGAUUCACCAAUGGAAUACAAUGAUGCUUAUCUGGAAGCGGAAUUUAAAAAGAUGGCUGAUCAAUUUGUUGAUUUAAGCAGUCUUUUCGACUACGAUUACGGCCAGCCUCUAGAUAGUAGUUCGUUAGCUGGUGAUGAGGGCGGUGGAGGUGGUGGAGGAGCUGGUAACGUUGGCCCAAGUGCUGGUACCGAUGACGUGGAAAUGGAUACCAGUUACUUUAAAGAAAACCUUCUUUCUGCAGCUAAAGCAGCCCAAAAGAAUAAAAAUAUAAAUAAAAACUUUAACAGCAAAACAACCAAUUCACCAAACCCGGAGACUGGAGGAAUUUCCAAGGUUAACUAUAGUGAAGAUAUUGACUGCAUUGUCGAGAGCUGCACAAUUCUAAAGCGUAUGAAUGCCUUAAAUGAUGGAAAUUUACCAAAUGGAAGUGAAGAACUUGUGGAAAUAUCAGAUAUUAUUCCAACAAAUAGUAAUUGUAGUCAGUUAUUGGUUAAAUUAUUAAAGACAAAAGCAUCAAAGGUAGCAACGACUAGCAAGAUAAUAAUGGCUAAUGUAUCUACUGAUGCUGAUAGUGACAAUGAUGGAGAAGAUGAUGAAAAUAACGAGGAGAGUAAUAAUGAAUAUAAGAGAAGUCAUUCUCGUACUAUGGCUAAAAAAUCAGUUGGUGGUCAGUUGUUGCUCUUUGAUUGCAUUGAUGGUGCAAUUCCCAAUGAACAUAAAAAAGCUAUAACAUUCAGUAGAGCAAAGUGCCCUAAAGAUAUCUGUAUUUUGCCAAAUUUUCAGUACCUGGGCGAUGUUUCUCAAUCGGCCAUUGACGAAUGCAACAAUGGUGAAUGUUCUGGUGCAUUUUCUGUGGUUUGUGCUGAUGGCAGUAUCGAAUUAUUUUCAUUGAGUAACUUUCAACGUAUCAGCAGCAUAAAAGAGGAACAGCACCAUUUUAUUGCCGUUACAUAUUGUCGCAGUUUGGAACGUUUAUGUUGUUGUACUCAGGAUGGGGCUUUGAUUUUUUAUUCUCUUAAUGAUUCGGAUGAGUCAGGAGACGAAAUGAUUGACAUGGAAGAGGAAAGCUGUACUGGCAUUACGUCAAACGAAAGCUGCGCUGAACUUUGUGUAACCGAUGGAGGUAAUUCGAAUCCACAACAUGGAACCAAUGUAUCAUCUAUAGUCGAUGAAGAUUUAGCACAAUCUAAUUCCGUACAAUUCCCAUUUUACACAAAUAUAAAAAUUGACUGUGGAUCUAACCAAACCUCAAAUUCUGGAGGAGGAGUGCCAGCAUCGCCAUCUCCAUCGUCUAUGACUGUUAACCCAGCGGCCUCAAAUUUACUGGCUUAUCGUUGUGGAGAUCUGACAUUAGAUGAUUUGCGAUCAUUAUAUGCUCUUACUCUUUUUGACGAAAAGUCAAUACCAUACACAGCCGAAGUACCCAGUUGUUGGAACAACUUAGUGCAAGCUCAAAAGCAACGAAAACAAUCGCAGCAUACUUGGCGUCUACACAAUGAUGCAACGACAUGGGAUGAGCAUAUAAUCGAAAUAAAUUUGUUGCAACCUGCGACUUUGGGGCACAUUGAUUUAAAGUUUUCGUUAUAUCAACCUUGCCACAAUCCGGCAGCAAUACAAGUAACACUUUUGAAGCAGAAUACCAGUGGAUUCGGCUACAGAAUGAAGGGUCCACACUCCAGUUUUAAGCAUCAGUCUAUGGAAGAUGGCGGAAAUACGGAUAUUCCUUCCAGUAGCAGUAAUAAUAAUGACGGCAACAAUGAAAAUCCAGUUUUAAAUGAAGAGUUCUUACAGACGCACAAUGCUGAAAUUUUAGCUGGUCCAAUAGAACUUUCAUCGUGUAUAGAUUUGUGUGAUCAAGGUGGCACAGUUAUUUUAACAUCGCCAAAACUUUACAAAACUCGUACUAGAAAUUUCCUGUUGCAUAUCAAAACGAUGGCAGAUCCUUCAAAAGAAGGUCAGUGUAAGACGCGCGGAUGUGACUGGUUACAUGAAAUUUCGAUAUACGUGCGGGGUGUUAAACCACAAGUGCAAAUUCCAAACGAGCGUUUACAACGUAUUGCUAUGUUGGAAAGCAAUCAAUUACUAGAUAUUCUUUUCAAAGUCAUCAGUAAAGCGGAGUCCUCGACAUUGGAAAAAAAUUAUGCACUCGAUAUUCUAAUAUGGAUUUGUUGUAUUCGCUUAAAAAGAUUCCGUUCCCCGAAAUCAGAGCGAUGUAAAGGCCAACCAGUAUUGGCACAACAGCUAGAGUGCAUCAGUCUUACUGAGAAAUAUUUGGAAAACAUACUACGUUACUGUAUUAUUCACAGCAGCCGCAGUAUGGCACACAAAUGCGUCAAAUUAAUUCUAGUUUUAACAGACGGUUUUUGCAAUUUACCAUUAACCAUUAAACCGUCUUCGAAGUUAGAUACCGCAUUAAGGGAUGCCAUCUAUAAGACAUUCAAUGAACUUCCAUUGGCUAAACAUGCUAGUGUUGUUCGUUGGUAUGUGAUGCUGGCAUGUAUUACUUCGUCUAACAAAACCUAUAAUAGUAUAUCGGAAAUGUGUGUGAAGCUACUAAUGGAUAUUUCAGAGGAAAUCAACAGAAGAUGGGAUCCUUAUGGUGCCCUCAUCGGAACAAGGUUUGGUUUGUAUGGCUUUCCUUUUGAGCCGGACAUUUUUGAUUACGAUUUGCCGAAUGUCAACAAAAACAACGUUAAUUUUACGUCAACAUUAAUGAAUAUUAUACGUAAUAAUGCCGGCCUUGUCCAGGCAGCAGGAAUAGACAUAAAGAAAUUAUGUUCAAUAGAUGGCGUUGAUUUUAGAACUUUUCCACACUUGAUUAAGUGUAAAAGUGUAAGUAAUCAAUUGCGUGGUCUACUGGAAGUCGAACAGCUCCACUUUACUUGUGCUGCAACCUCAGAAUCAACCCGAAUUGAUAAUAUGGAUACAGUUUCCGCAAACACUAGCUCCAGCAAUGUUAAUAUGGAUGAUCUUUUAAUUGCUCCAAUGGUGGCAGAAGCAGUUGAUCAAAUAUAUUCAAAGUCUGACAAGAUGAAUGAUAUCCUUAACAACGUUAAAAAUAAUGUCAAUAAUAUUGUCGAUAAGAUCAAAUUAGAAAAGAAAUUGGAUGUCAACGAAAGCUUUGUUUUAAAGCCGAAUGGAAUAGGACCUAUUGAUUCGGAUCAGUGUGUUGAAACGGGUAUAUCAAAUAAAAGUGAACCUAUGAAUGAAGAGAAGGUUAAAUUAAAGACAUUGCCAAAGAUCAAGUUUAUUUGUGAGUAUAUAGAUCAACAAUUGGGAGGACCAGAAAAAACAUCAAAAGAUGGCAAUGCAAAUGAAAAAGAAAAUAAAGUACGUGUGCCUUCGGGAAGCACUGCUAAUGGAGGAGUCUGUGGCGAAAAUGCUUCCGCUAAUGCUCCAAAUAUUUUCACGUGGCACAAAUUGUUAUCUCCACCACCAAAACAAAUGGUUGUCAUUGAUCGAAUGCACUCGGGAGCGAGGCGUUUUGUUGUACUUGACUUUGGCUCACCCAUUCUUUUAACAGAUCUUAUAAUACCAGCAUGUGACGAGUUGGCUUCUCUGCACAUCGAUAUUUGGUGCUUUGAUGAAGAGACAGACUGUGUUCGUUUGGUGGUAGCUCCCGAUAUCGGAACAAAGACUUUAGUUUUAAGUGAUUUGUUGCCGCCACCAAUUUGUCGUUAUAUGAAAAUUACAAUAAUGGGACGCGUCGGUAUGUCAUCAACAAAAUGUAAAAUUCCACUCGGUUCGUUUUUUGGACAUAUAGUAGUUUUGGAAUCGGAUGGCUAUGGUGAUAUUCUUCUAGAUUAUGUUAAUAGCCAGUCUCAGAAUAUUCCAGCUCAAAUAAAGGCCUUACAAUCGUUACACGAAGAUGUUCAUUGCCGUUAUAGCCUAGCAAGCUGCAAGCUGUUGGACCUGCUAACACCGCUUCUAAAUGCAGACGUAUCAAAUGUAGCCCACAUGCAGGCAUUUAUUAACAAACAACGUACUGAAGACGAUACAUCUUACAACUUGGAGAGCGGAAAAAUUACAUCUAUAUAUGAGGAAUGCAUAGUGCUUCAGCAUGAAAUUAAUGUUAUACGGAAUGUUAUUAUCAGACUAGAAUCUUCCAUUAAGGUUAAUAACUCAUAUACUUCAAUGGAUCCAUCACAAGCAUUACGCAUGUCAUCACGGGACAAAUUGCGAGUUCUUGGGCAGGCUUUGAUAGAAAUUCUAUUAAACUUUUCCAUAGAGUUUAGCUUUAAGGAUAUGUUAACUAUGCAACAGUUAUUCACAGCCGAUGUAGCAAAUAUGCUAUUCAAUUCGUUUGUUGUUUAUGGAGACGCUCACAUUCAAUUGGCAACAUGUUCUUUGCUAGUUCGCAUGUGCUGCGUUCAAAAUUGGUGGGGUGAUUUUCUCACAAAUAUAUUUUGUAACUUAUUUUCUUCACAGAACAGCAAAAUAUUUCCACAGGAUCGUAUAUUCUUCCUACUGACUUAUUUGGGAAGACGAAGUAUUUCUAUGGGAAAUUGUCGGUCUAUAGUAAUUGAUUCUGUGUUGAAAACAUUGGCCAAGCUGUUGGCUCCAAUUUCUCCUCGAUAUCAAGAAGCCACUGGGGGAGGCUUUAGUAUGCCCGGCAAUGAAUCUGACACUAGCAACUUGUGUUCUAAAUCCGAUUUGCAACUAAUAACAUGGCUGCUCUUAUUCCUUUCAGUUUGUCUGGAUGAUCGCAAAGAUAAAUCCGCUAAUAGAUGGGAUUUUAUGAGCUGUGAAACAGACUUUGCUAAAACUCGUGGUCAAUCUUCGAACAGUUCGGGAAAGCAAUUGCGCUGUUUUAAAAAGAGAAUUAUCCAGCAAAAUAAAUACAGCGUUCAACCAUACACUGAUUGGGGCAAGAAAAUCUAUAUGAUACAGAAUGAACAUCCUGGUAUUUUCAUGGAACUUACUGGUAAACCAAAGUCAUCAAGCAAAACUAACAAAAAUACUAUAUUACCAAAACUUCCAAAAGACGUUAACCAGGAAUCUGAAAAUAAUUUCGAUAAAGGUCUCAAGAACAUUCGUCUUAAUAAUAUUAUGAUUGUCAUACGAGGUUUAAUUGCGCUGCUUCUUGAAAUGGAUUUCACGUGCAAUAUGGACCAAUUUUUGCUUACAUGCAAAGUAAUUGCACGUCUCGUGUCGGCAUGUAGACCUGCGGUUCAGUUAUCAAAGAUCAUAACUGUAAAUCAAUUAGAACACCUGAUUCGUAUGGCUGUGUGGAAUGAUCAACAGCAACCAUGGGCUGUUCAUGCUAUUACUUGCUUAUUACAGGACUUGUUGGAUGCAGAUAGGCAUUUUAAAGAUAACGAUGCUACUCCCACAAAUGAUGGUAUACGUCCAUUGGACAGUAUUCAGGAAACAAAAGAUUUAUUUGCAGCAUAUACAUCGUUGUACAUGCCACAAUCUGGGUCUACACAAACAUCAAGCAACGAUAUGCAAUAUUCGGAUGGAGUGAAAUACCCAUAUUUACCGUCACUAAUUGAAUGUGAAGAUACUGAGUUCGACGAGAUUUUAAACGACAUUGAUAUUAUUGAGCGAAACAAAGCAGUGCCAAAGAAAGAUAACAAUAACAUGAAUAAAAAUACCGUUAACUACUUUUGUAAAUCGAUAUCAAGUGCAAUGGACUCACGCUUAGAUAUCGGCCUUGAUUUAAAUGUUGAAACGGACUUACGACGCAUUACUAUGGUCUCAUCUCUGGAUAUGUACUCAUCAUUGCCUCAAAUAGCAGCGAGUGAAUUCAAAACUGCCUCGCCAGAAGUUGCCGUUUGGCCCGACUAUGUUACUGAUAUUUGGUCUGGUCCAGAAUACAAUUGUGGCGUAAAUACGUACAACAUGUUUAAAAGCGUCUUUGAUUGCAUACUUGCUGACUUGCAUUUAGAAGAAACUUGGGUGCAUCUGGAACAAGUUUUGCAGAUGUGGUUAACUCUAAAUAGUGAGCUUGCUGAUAAGUCAUACAAUUCUGGUAUCUCAAACAGCGAAGUCCCAAAAAUACCAUUUGGCGCAAAUGCUAUUCAAGGACUUUUAUUAGCUUUGGCUUGGUACAAUGAUGUAAAACUCCGUACAUGGUGCUUGGGUUUCCAGUGUCUCCUGUUAGCGUGCAACUCUCAAACAUUUUGUCAGGAGGAGGAAGAUCGUACUCGUAUAAAUGAAGUCAUUAUUAACGAUGAGAACUUUGAGAAAAUGUUGCUAAGAUUUUUCUCCGGCUAUGGCAUGAGCUCAGUUAUUAUCACUAAUCGAUGUGCUGGACCUACAAUAUGUAAACAUUUGCAUGAACUUUUACAUUGGCUACAUCGAAAAGGCGAGUCUGCUGAUGGUGUCAUAUCCUGCAAACGAAAACUUAAAGAUACACUUUUACAUGUGAUUCUCCAACUAGUUCAACCUGGUGGAGCAAUAAGCAAUCAAUUAGGUCCAAUAGAUGCACAAAGCCAAUUAGUGCGUGACUUAUUAAUAAUGCCUAAUGAUAAGGCGGAUCUAAAUAUUUCAUUGAAUAUUAUAGAGUGUGUUUCAUUUUUGGUCUUUAACAAUAUUUCUAAUGGCGAUAAAAUCCAGUGUCAACGAACAUCCGAUACCAACAAUGCCAGUAAUUCAUUUAGUAGUUUGUUUGCCAAUGUUUUAGGAUCCGACCACACUAAGCAAAAUUGUCCGAUAUCUGAUAAUUCUCUUAUUAUAAGCCUACUUAAACUUUGCUCAUCUUUGAUACAAACAGAACUGCCACGACAACUAACAGAUGUCGCCAUUCCUGAAGAGGAAGAACUUACGAACAUUUGCCAAACUGACGAAACUAAAGCUGAACAAUUAAAUAUUGACGGCCAUCGUGUUAAGACGCCAUGUAUAGCUGAUACAGUUCUGCGUCAUUUUCCAACUAUGAAGCGUUUAUUAGGUUCUUUAUCUCAUUGUUCAAGUACAUCAUUUACCCUAAUGGUGUCAUCUGCUCUAUACAGUGUUAAGCCAGCAGAUUCAACAUUUUUGCUGGACGAACCACAAACUACGGCUGAUGCAGUUUUUAACAUGCUUAUAACUUUGUGUGAAAAAGCGUCAAAUUCCCGUUUAAUUGUAGCUCCCAUAUGCCAAUAUUUGGAAGCGUGUACAUCUCAGCGUAUAUCACUACCACGUUUGCAUUUGUCUGAACCAUUGUUGUGGUACAUAUCUAAAGUCCUUGAAGUUUCAUCAGCUGUACAAAUAUUUACGCAGUUGGGAGGCAUUGAAAUUAUAUGUAAAAAUUUAGUGAGACUAAACAAAAUUCUAAUAAAUGUUCAGCCCGGUUUGAUUUCAAUGAUAAUGCAGCAUAUGACAAGAAAUACGAAAGUUAAGUUGGUUACGCAAGCGUGUUCGAAUGGAAAUGGAAAGAAAUCAUCGAGUUCAAGUCAAAAUCAUCGGUUCUUGCAAGAUGGUUUAAUCAAUUUUGCCCCAUUCUGCACAAUUUCGGCCGAAAAUGAUACUGCUCAAUCGGCAGAUAUUCUUAUUAUGAAUCCCGUGGCAUCACAUCGACGACCACGUACACCAGCUUGGAGCUACAUGUUUUAUCCCAAUGAAUCACAUGCAGAUCUCACAAUAACUUUACCCACGGCUAUUUUGUUACGUGAGGUACAACUUCAACCUCAUGCUCCUACACUGGCUUCAUGUCCUUCUGCUGUAGCAUUAGAAAUUUCAAGAGAUUUUGGCUUAGGGCCGGUCCCUGUCGGGCCUCCUUUGACAACAACUGGAAUGACUUGUAUUCGCUUAAAGUUAUCUAAACCAGAGAUAGCUACUAGUAUUGUCCUGAGACUAUAUAGGCCCAAAGAUAGUUCCAGUAUUGGAUUAACACAAAUUGCAGUCUUAGGCAAUACCAUAUUUGCGUCGCAAACAAAUAACUCGAGCAUUGCCACGAGUUCAAAUUGUAAUAGUUCAGCAUUGGCUUUUGAUCAUGCCAUUGAUGACGAUUCAUUUGCAAAGACAAGUGUAGGAUGGGUACGUAUUUUAUCACGGUGCUAUAGUGCAGCAUCUAUGGUGCCUAGUGAAUCUAAAUUGGCGGCUGAUGUUAUUGGAGCAUCCGCUGCUUAUCCCGGAUUUUUAGAUGCUUGUUGCUCGUUGAUGAAUAUUAUGCCUAUGAUCCCAAAUGCAGCGGUACAAAAUCUUGAAUGUGUAUUACUAAAAUUAGGAGCAUAUAGUCGGGAACUUUGUCUUUCGCUAAUACGGACUUUAUUAUGGGGAACUACUCCACAAAUAUAUAAACUUUCGAAUGAGAGUAUUUGCGACUUGUUGUAUGAACUGUGUACCAACAAAGAUGAAUAUGUGGUAGAUAAAAUUCUGGUUCUUUUAGAAUGGAUUGAAAAAUUAAAAAUGAACUACAGUAGUAAUAACAGUGGGCGGUGUAAUAAUCCUCAGAGCGGUUUCGUAAAGUGUAUUGCCUCUAUUCUUUGGUAUGUUUAUGCAGAGAAUUAUGUCGUUAAUUUUGCUGAGCACAUUUCUCAAAAUGUGUUUGAUGCUUGCAUGCAUUGGAUUGAUAGGCUAGAGCACGAAGAGCCAUUGAAAAUUGCAUUCGAUUCAUUACUAUGUUCACUUUCCUAUAUUCAACCCAAAUUUUUCACUCAUCUGUUGACAAGGCUUAAUGUCACCUUAGCACAAUCUGACCUCGAUUUAGACAUGUCGGGAGACAGAAACGAUGAAUGUGGUUUGACAGAUGACAAUAAAGAGGUUAGCGGAAGAGUUUGGUAUGCGAAUGUGGCUGCAGAUAACUUGACAACAUUAUUUGGACGUCCUACAUAUUUAGCAACCAUUGCUAUGGCAUGUCAAUCCCCAAAUGCCGUUUUUCUAUUAGUUGAUUCUGGUCUUCCCAAACUAUUAGCAUAUGCCUUAUACGAGUAUUGUUCUUCUCUGCUCACGGAAGAAAGUGUGCACCAAACAUUUAAAUACGACCAAAUGCAAUUUACGACACAGCGUACUUCGUCGAAUGCUACGACAUCCUCUUCUUGUAUGACUGAUGCAGACAAAGUAGCUGGGGAUCAAAUGGAUGUUACACAAACAGAUAGUAACAUGGAAUCUAAUAAGUCACAACUGAUGACAUUUGAUCUAGUAUCAAAAAUACUUGAUUUCUUUUCUGAGUGCUGUUCGGAGGGACAUAUGCGUGACUGGUUGGGUACUCAACAAGGCUCUAUAUUUUGGAAACCGUUGUUAAAACUUCUUUGUAAUCACCGACCUAUAAAUUUCGUUCCGACUACGCCAAUCAUUAGUAGAGAGCCAACGCAACAAGCAUUUAUACGUGUAGAACGUGCUACAAUAAAUUUCUUUGCGAGAGUCACCGCCUGUCAUCCCAAUAAUCAAAAUAUAUUAACAAUGCUAUUAAUUGAAGUCAUAAGAGAACCAUCCGUAUCGCUAGGACUUAAUGUAAUGGAGACCAGUUCAAAACAAACCAUUUCUGGAUUUACUCGCCAACUUGUUCUACAAUUGCUGCUAGAAAAUGAGCGCAUUCAGAUUUCUGUACGCAGCAAACAACCACUACAGAAAAAAGAUCCAUUCACACCGUUUUUACCAAUGACUGCGAAUAUCCCAUCCACAACAUUACCCAAUAAUUUUACUUCACCAAGCAGCGUUUCAAUGUCAUUGGUCAAUCAUCAUCCAGCAAAACGUAUUAGCAAUCAUCAUUUGCUUUUCUCCGUUAGCGCGAAUACGAAAUGCCAAGAAAUUAUUCAGAAUUGCCUAUCGGAAAUCCGACCAAUCGACGGCAGUUGUAAUGUAGCAAACGCUACACAUUGUGACUUGCUUAAACAUGACGAUGCAGAUAAAAAUCAGAAUGAUCCUUACAAAGAUAUCUCAAUUAAUUUCAAUGGAUUGGAAAAUGGCAUGGAGUUUUUGAGUGUGGCAGCUGGAGUAACAGCCAAAGAUAAACGCAUUAAAGAUGCUAAGAAUCAAGUUGCGGCCGCCAGUAAGGAUAACAAAGAUAUAAUAUCCAAUUUUUCAAAGCUUGUUACAUUUGAGGAUUUCCUCACACAACCGAAUUCAUCAUCGAGUGUGGCGAAUUCUGGUGGACAAUUGUUUCUUCGAGAUUAUCCUGAUAUAUAUAUUAGUGGUGAUACUACAAUUUCGCAGUUGUUGGCCACUCUACAAAAGAAAGGACAUUCCUUAUCCAACCCAUGCAUCAUUCUUGAUAUGGUGACUGGCAAGGGGGCCAAUUUGGACAUUCUAGAUGAGACUUCUUAUAUAAAGACGUCGUCUGUAGAGCCUUUGCCAUCACCCUUGCAGCGUUUCUCCACUAGAGGUGGCCUAUCCUUAUUAGCUCAGUAUUUGCCAACCGUUUAUCCAGAUAUUAGUUCACGUAAACACCAAAAUACGGCCCCAGAGAAGGAAAAAAGUCCACCAAUGAAUGAUUGGGUUAAACUGGAACCAAAUGAUGAUAUCUACGAGGACCUUGAGGAUCCUUUGUCUGAGCCAACUGCCAAACAAGCCACUAUAACUUCAGUGCCCCAACAUUCACUUGCCGCAUUUGGACUCUUCUUACGUCUACCCGCCUAUUCAGAUGUUCUCUUACGAGACAAGUUGAGAGCGCAGUGUCUUCUUCGACUUGUAUUGGGAGUAACGGGAGAUGGAGAAGGAAAUGACAUUUAUAGUCUGUCACUGGCGCCUUCAUUGCCGACAUUGCCGUUUGAAGUUUUCCGACAACUGUUAGAUAGUUCACCCUUGACCACGGAUGACGGCAUGCUCCUAAGGCGCAUGGUAAUUGAAGUUGGAGCAAUGCAUUUAGUUUUGAAUUGUUUAAGUAUAUUUACGCAUCAUUCGCCUAUAUACCCAUUAAGCCAUUCUCAAAACGAGAUCUCAAAUAGUGGAGCGAAAACUUCACUGAAUAUUAUUGAGGAUUCUUCUCUACCCACAUCAGACGACAAAGGUCACAUGUAUUGGGCAAAAGGCACUGGAUUUGGUACAGGAUCGACAACACAGUCGUGGAAUGUUGAACAGGCUUUAUUACGUCAAAAAAGCGAAGAAGAACAUGUAACAGUUCUACUGCAGGUUCUUGCAAGUUAUAUUAAUCCGGGUGAUUAUAUUCCAACUGACGAUGAAAUGCCAUAUCAUGAAAUUGCUGAUCUAUCGGACGAACUCCCAAGUGAGUUUUCAUCACUGCUUAAACAGUCGUGUCUCAUUCCAGCGCUCAGUUCCUAUUUGCGAAAUGAUUCCGUACUCGAUAUAACCCGACACAUUCCUCUUUAUCGUGCCAUACUUCAGCUAUUGAGAGCAAUAUCACUUUCGCACGAACUGGUUUCAUUGCUUCAGCCUCAGAAUUCAGGCGAAAGUUCACCAUCCAUAGCGGAACUAUUAUCGAAUAUGAGGACUUGUGUUGACACGUAUGCAAAGCGCUUAAAAUUAAAUAAGAAAUCGAACAUCAAAGGACAAACUCAACAGGUGACUGUUAAUCUUGAUGAUGGAGACGAUGAGGGUUUGGCACUUCUUAUACCCGAUAUUCAAGAGACGACUGUUUUAGUUCAGAAAACCACAAAAAGGACAGAUCAGCAGUUACAAAAUCAAUUGUCAUUAACUAAUGAAGCGGGUAUUAACAAUGACAUUGAACGAAUACCACAGAGUAAAUCUAUUGAGGAACGCUACUUAGAAGUAAUGAAAAAAUUACAAUUUGAUACAUUUGAUAUGAUUGUCGAAGCUGAAAACAAUGGAUAUCGUUUCGUUGUUUCGCACCAUUUUGAGAAAAUGGUUCGAAUGGCUGGAGAUCGUUAUCACCCUUCGCGAGUCAAGCGAUUGGCCCAAGAGGCGGUGACUCUUUCUACAAGUUUGCCUCUGUCUUAUAGCAGUUCCGUUUUCGUUCGCUGUGAUACAGAUCGUCUUGAUGUUAUGAAAGUGCUUAUAACGGGACCUGCGGACACGCCAUACGCUAAUGGAUGCUUUGAAUUUGACGUCUUCUUCCCACCAGAUUAUCCAAAUUUGCCAAUGCUUAUUAAUCUUGAAACAACAGGCCGUCAUUCUGUACGCUUCAACCCUAAUCUUUACAAUGAUGGCAAAGUUUGUUUAUCCGUUCUAAAUACAUGGCACGGUCGUCCAGAAGAAAAGUGGAAUGCUCAAACUUCUAGUUUUCUCCAAGUGCUUGUUUCAAUACAAUCACUGAUUCUUGUUCCUGAGCCAUAUUUUAAUGAGCCAGGAUUUGAGCGCAGUCGGGGUACACCGAGCGGGACACAUUCGUCACGUGAAUACAAUAGCAAUAUCUAUCAAGCCUGUGUGCGUUGGGCUAUGUUGGAACAAAUACGUAAUCCUAGUCCUUGUUUUAAAGAUGUUAUACAUACACAUUUUUGGCUUAAACGAAAUGAAAUUUGCGCCCAAAUAGAAAACUGGAUUGAAGAGCUUUGUAAGACUCAGUAUAAUGAACGCAGCAGUCGAACAAUUUCAUUUAAUUCAAUGGUUUUAAGACGUCAAUAUCGCCACCUACGCGAAGAACUGGCCAAACUUAAAGUCCCAGAGGGAUUAAGUGAUUUGGAUGCUCCAUUUAAUCCUAACGUCACCUUACCGGUAAUGAAUGAAAGUAGCAACACAAAUAACAACAGCGGCACAAUUUCAGUAACGAAAACUAAUUCUGAAACGACUACUGCCGUUAAUACAAUUGCAACAGCCACAAUAGCUGGAUCCAAUGGCAAUGUGGCAACGGAAUCGACUCAAUUGCCUGGUGCAUUCGGAAGUAUAUCUUCGGAAACCAAUGUUCACACAGAAAAAGAUGUGCAGUCCUUAAAUACUACGCAUUUAGCACCCCUAGAGAUUAAUACUAAUCAGCCCUUCAUUAAUUGCACCAUUGAAGAUGACAACGAUGGAUCACCAGUUAUUCUUCCACAGGCGACAAUACCGCCAACUGUCAACGCUAAAAUAGUCACCGUCGAUGAACCAACGUUAUCAAACAAUAAUGAAGGUGGCGAAGGUGACGAGGAAGAUGCAGACGAUAUAAUAGCGACGGAAGGCGACGAAUUGGACGUCAGUGACUACAAAUGUAACACCGUUGAUGAACUAAUGGAGCAAUUAUUUUUUGAUAGUUCCGAAAAUGCUAUGCAUUACGACGAUUAAAAUAAAACAUAGACCUGUAUAUUAUAAUUUCUGCCUUCUUUUUCGUGCUUCAACAAUGUUAAGGAACCAGAUUCAUACAAAACACACGUAUUAAUUCAUACUGUUGCUCUUAGGUUUUUUGUGUGCGCGUUUUUUUAAUUAUAUUUAAUUUUUUGUAUGGAAAAAAAUAAUGUUGCAACAAUAUGCAUAAUUUAAAAUAAAAAUACAAAUAUAUAAAACAAGAACUAAAAUGUGAAUUAUAAUAAUUGACCGAAGAUGGUAUGAUUAAGAUAAAUAAAAUAGAGUUUUCCAUCAA